Messenger RNA from Trichomycterus rosablanca, 1375 nucleotides. RefSeq names its product ATG5 autophagy related 5 homolog (S. cerevisiae) (gene atg5). Gene Ontology annotation, cellular component: Atg12-Atg5-Atg16 complex; cytoplasm; phagophore assembly site membrane. The transcript has 8 exons. Gene Ontology annotation, molecular function: Atg8-family ligase activity. NCBI's taxonomy places the organism in Eukaryota, Metazoa, Chordata, Actinopteri, Siluriformes, Trichomycteridae. Gene Ontology annotation, biological process: cellular response to nitrogen starvation; C-terminal protein lipidation; autophagosome assembly. The record is from RefSeq and is a predicted model, not a curated record. The coding region runs from base 207 to 1034 and encodes 275 amino acids.
GACAGCUAGCUAACGUUGUUUUUCCUCGGCUUGGUUAAAUCGCAGAAUUAAAACUAUGAGCUCUUUUUGAUAUAUUUUAAUGGUUUUUAUCGAGUAAAUAAAUACAUUUCGCUUGUUUUCUUGAGUUGCUUGAGAAGUUACAUCAGCGAAUACCGAGUGAGGUUAAACCUGAAAGUGUCAUAUGUGUCAUCUGGAGAGCCGUGACAAUGGCAGAUGACAAGGACAUACUCCGGGACGUGUGGUUCGGCCGGAUACCGGCGUCCUUCACGCUUCAUCCAGACGAGCUCACGGAAAGAGAGGCAGAACCGUUUUAUUUGCUCCUUCCGAGGGUCAGUUAUCUGACACUAGUGACCGACAAGGUUAAGAAGCACUUUCUGAAAGUCGUGAAGCAAGAGGAUGUAGAAGAGAUAUGGUUUGAGUAUGAAGGGACGCCUCUUAAAUGGCACUAUCCAAUCGGUGUGUUGUUUGAUCUACAUGCCUCAAAUACUGCUCUCCCCUGGAGCAUCACUGUGCACUUUAAGACUUUUCCUGACCGUGACUUGCUCCACUGCUCCUCCAGCACUGUAAUUGAGGCUCAUUUUAUGUCCAGCAUUAAGGAAGCAGAUGCACUCAAGCACAAGAGCCAGGUCAUUAAUGACAUGCAGAAAAAAGAUCACAAGCAGCUGUGGAUGGGUCUGCAGAACGAUAAAUUCGACCAAUUCUGGGCCAUGAACCGCAAGCUGAUGGAAUAUCCAACCGACGAGGGCGGCUUUCGCUACGUUCCCUUCAGAAUAUACCAGACGCUGAGCGACAGGCCGUUCAUCCAGAAGCUGUUCAGGCCCGUUUCUCCAGAGGGCCACACGCUCACUCUCGGAGACCUGAUGAAAGAGAUGUUCCCUGCUGCCAUCAGCCUGGACGACGAGCCAAAGAAAUACCAAGUGGUGAUCCACGGCAUCGAGCCGCUCCUGGAGACGCCCGUGCAGUGGCUGAGCGAGCACCUGAGCCAUCCGGACAACUUCCUGCACAUCUGCGUCGUCCCGGUGCCGAGCGACUGAACCGCGGACCGGACGGAACUGGACGGGCAGAGAGUCUCAUCCGGGAGGGAACUUACAAAAACGUCAUUUUUUUUCUUUCCAGCUUCAGAGAGGUGCAGCGCUCGGACACGCCCAGCUCCAGGAUGAUGCUGUUGGGUUAUUAGUACGAUGUGAGGAUGUAAAUACAGACCCAGCGCUGACUGGCUGAGCAUUUUCAGUAUCCUGAACAUUCAUCAGCCCCAGUGACAUUAAUAUAACAGACGUAACUGCCACCAAAGGUCUCACCACUAUUAUUCACCGACCUGUGUUUGUUAAAGGGAACGGUUCUGUUUAAACAUUAAAAAGUCAGUAUGCCAAAAGUA